This is a messenger RNA of Cylas formicarius (sweet potato weevil), 1644 nucleotides long. Its product is annotated as gastrula zinc finger protein XlCGF28.1-like. The record is from RefSeq and is a predicted model, not a curated record. Gene Ontology annotation, cellular component: nucleus. Lineage: Eukaryota; Metazoa; Arthropoda; Insecta; Coleoptera; Brentidae. Gene Ontology annotation, biological process: regulation of DNA-templated transcription. Gene Ontology annotation, molecular function: DNA-binding transcription factor activity, RNA polymerase II-specific; zinc ion binding; RNA polymerase II cis-regulatory region sequence-specific DNA binding. The transcript has 5 exons. Bases 130 to 1497 code for a protein of 455 amino acids.
AAGAAGUAGUAUUCUAUGGUGUGCAAUUAAUUUUAAUAUAUGUUUAUUUGUUUUUGUUGUAUGUUAAUUUUACAAAAAGAAAUCUUAUUUUGGGUGUAAAGAAGGCGCGGUAAAAAUAGUAACCUCCAGAUGGACGAAUCACGUUUCUGUAGACUAUGUUUAACCACAUCCUCAAUAUUGUAUUCCUUAUUAGAUAAUAAUGGUUCAGAAAUGCUUGAAAAUCUAACAGGAAUUAAAAUCUGUUUAGAUACCUAUUCCACAUAUUCCUGUGUAAAAUGUUGGUUAAAUUUAAGAUUAGCUCAUCACAUUCAACAAAACUUUCUUGAAUCUGAGAAGAAACUUCAUGAAAUGACUCCCGAAAUAAUAUUGGAUAAAGAAAGUGAUGUAGUUCUAAAUGAUGGCAAUGAGACUAAUGAGGCUACUGAAGGAACCCAUGCUCCUAUUAUACAAUCUAUUAAGUCAGAGUUAGAAGAAGAUUCAGCUGAAUUUAUAAUUAUUGAAAGCGAUAAUAGUCAGUUUAAUGCGUUUUGCAAUUGCUUAAUAUGUGGAGUAAGUAUGGAAGAUGACCAUGAGUAUUAUUCCCACAUAAAAGAACACUAUAAUGAAGAACAGACAUGUGAAGAUUGUGGGGCCACUUUGGGUGAUAUAACUUCUUACAGAGACCAUAUCCUCUCAAAACAUACAGUAUUGAGUUCAAAAACAUGGAAAUGUAGCAUAUGCCAGCUUUCCUUCCAAUACAAACCUUUGUAUAAUGUUCACCUAAGGUCUGCUCAUGGUGAACUAUUGAAAACCAAACAAAAUCAGAAAGCAACAGGAGCUGGAAUAAAAGACCAGCUCAAAUGUCUUGAAUGCAAUAAAGUUUUUUUGAAGCGUAGUGCUUACUCUGCUCAUGUUAAGGGUCAUACAAGAGUAAAAUGUCCAAUCUGCAGUGCAGAAAUUACUAGAUAUAACAUUAGUAAACAUGUGAUGUUGCACAAUUCUGGUCCCUCUGUCUGUCACCUUUGUGGUGUAGAAUUAAAAAACAUUGAGAGUCUCAGAGGUCACCUGUAUUAUACACAUUCUAAGAAAAGAUUUUCUUGUGAACAGUGUGGAAGAGUUUUUUCUAAGGCAUACAAUUACAAGAUCCACAUCAAAAAAGAACACACAGGUGAAAAGGGAUUUACUUGUGAUACAUGUGGAAAAGGCUUUUUUACUCAGUACACUUUAAAUAAGCAUGUAAAAAUGACUCAUCUAAAGUUACGCCCGCACAUUUGCAAAUAUUGCAAGAAAGGAUUCUCCAGUCGCUUUGCUCUAAGAACUCAUGAGAGGCAACACACAAACGAAGCUCCAUACAUUUGCGAUGUGUGUGGCGAGGGCUUCCGGCAAAAAGUGUCGAUGAGAGCCCAUAGAAAAUCAAAACACAACAUCAUAGAAUUGAAAAAAGUUAAAUGCCCAACUUGUGCCAAAAUGUUUAUAAAUGAUGUGGCCCUUAGAAGCCAUGUAAUGAAAAGGCAUUGAGUAUAUAUUUAGUUAUCCUUUUGAAAUGUAAUUGGAAGUGUUGUGCUAGAUUGUAAUAAAUUAUUUUAUAUUAUUUUACAAUUUUAACAAUUUAUAUGUUAUUAAAGAGAAAUAUCACCCUUUGAUGGUAAGAAUUUGGUUUAAUGA